UUAAAAAAUAUUAAAAAAAAAAUAAUAUUUCAAAAAUUAUUUGAAAUGUUUUAAAUAUAAGUUCCAGAAUUUAUUGUAUAUUAUUUUCAUUUAAUAAUAAUUGAGGUUUGAUAUUAAAAAAUAAAUAAUAUAAAAAAAGCAACAAUAUCAAAUAUAAUUAGCAUGGCCACUUCAAAAAAGGAACAUGUUGAUUAUGUUUGGGUUCGACCAUCAAAUCAUUUAGAUGAGUUUUCAGUUCCAACUGGUGGACGCAUAUUACGCACCGAUAAAAAUCGUACACUAAUCAAAGAUGACGAAGGGAACGAAGUAUGGAUAGCAUCAUCCGAUAUAAUUAAAGGAAUGCAUGUUACAUCACAAAAUGGUGUUGAAGAUAUGAUAACAUUAGGCGAUCUACAAGAAUUUGCAAUUCUACGAAAUCUACACAUACGGUAUAAGAAUAAGAAAAUUUAUACAUACACUGGUGCAAUGUUAGUUGCCAUAAAUCCAUAUGAAGUUCUUCCAAUAUAUACAAAUCGUGAAAUAAGAAAUUAUCGUAAUAAAAAAAUUGGUGAGUUACCACCACAUAUUUUUGCAAUCGGUGAUAAUGCAUUCCAAGAGAUGAAACGGGAAUCAUGUAAUCAAUGUAUUGUUAUUAGUGGUGAAUCUGGUGCUGGAAAAACUGAAAGUACAAAAUUAUUAUUGCAAUAUUUAGCAGCAAUAAGUGGCAAACAUUCAUGGAUAGAACAGCAAAUAAUUGAAGCAAAUCCAAUUAUGGAAGGUUUUGGUAACGCGAAAACAAUCCGCAACGAUAACAGUUCACGUUUUGGUAAAUACAUUGAUAUUUACUUUAACAAUACUGGAGCAAUACAAGGAGCAAGAAUUGAACAAUAUUUGUUAGAGAAAUCAAGAUUAGUUGCACAGACUAAAAAUGAACGUAAUUAUCAUAUAUUCUAUUCGAUGUUAGCGGGUCUUAAUAAAGAUGAGAAAAGAAAAUUAGAAUUAGAAGAUGCUACAAAAUAUUAUUAUUUGACUCAAGGUGGUAACGUUAUAUGUGAGGGCCGUGAUGAUGCUAAAGAAUUAACUGAUAUACGAUCUGCAUUACAAGUUUUAGCAUUUAGAGAAGAAGAAGUUUGGAAUAUAUUUCGUUUAUUGGCAGCAAUUUUGCAUUUAGGAAAUUUAAAAAUUAAAGGAACUGUAACACAAAAUAUGGAUUCAUCUGAAAUUAACGAUAACACGAAUGUUACAAGGAUAGCAAAUUUUUUGGGAAUGCAAAAGCAUAGUUUAUGCGAAGCUUUAACUAAAAAAACUUUAUUUGUACAAGGUGAAAGAGUUAUUACUUCUUUAUCUAAAGACGCAGCAAUUGAUGGUCGCGAUGCAUUUGUGAAAGCAAUUUAUGGAAGAAUUUUUUUGAGAAUUGUAGAUAAAAUAAAUGAAACCAUUUUUAAAGACGUUCAUAAUAACAAAAAAUUUCAAUCGAUUGGCGUUUUGGAUAUUUUUGGUUUUGAAAAUUUCCAUUCAAAUAGUUUCGAGCAACUAUGUAUAAAUUAUGCCAAUGAGAAUUUACAACAAUUUUUCGUAAAACACAUUUUUAAGUUGGAACAAGCUGAGUAUCAAAAUGAGGGUAUUAAUUGGAAAAUGAUUGAUUUUGUUGAUAAUCAAAAUAUUUUGGAUUUGAUUGGUUUGAAAACUUUAAACAUUAUGUCGCUGAUUGAUGAGGAGACCAAAUUUCCAAAAGGAACUGAUUACACAUUACUUGAAAAGCUUCAUUCUACUCAUGGAACAAAAACCAUUUACAAAAAACCUAAAUCAUCUAAUGAUCACAUAUUCGGUAUCCAACAUUAUGCAGGAACAGUUUAUUAUAAUCCUAAAGGUUUUCUUGAAAAAAAUAGAGAUUCUUUCAGUUUGGAUCUUAAAGAGUUGAUUUCAAAGACAACGAAUCCAUAUUUAUUAGAGAUAUUUGAAAAUGAUAAAAGUGCAUUGGACACAACUAAAAAAGCAGUGACCCUUUCAUUUCAAUUUCGUAGUUCAUUGGAUUUAUUGAUGAAAACAUUAUUAGCGUGUCAUCCAUCAUUUGUUCGUUGCAUAAAACCAAAUGAAAAUAAAAUGCCAAAUGUUUUCGAUAAAGGAUUGUGUGUUCGCCAAUUACGUUAUUCAGGUAUGAUGGAAACAGCAAGAAUUCGUCGUCUAGGAUAUCCAAUACGUCAUACUUAUUUUGAAUUUGUUGAAAGGUACCGGCAUUUAACAAGUGGUAUAGCACCUGCUCAUAAAACUGAUUGUGUAGAGGCUUCUAAAAAAAUUUGUAGUAGAAUUUUACCACAAGAAUCUGAUUAUCAAUUUGGUAAUAAUAAAAUAUUUCUUAAGGAUGCUGAUGAUAUUCUAUUAGAAUCUGAAAGAACAAGAAUUUAUUUAAAACAUAUAAUAACAAUACAACGGGGAUUUCGUCGUGUUUUAUUUAAACGCUAUUUACAAAAAUAUCGUAAUGCAGCAACUAUGAUACAAAAAACAUGGCGUGGAUAUAAAUUACGUAAACGUUUUGUAGUAAUGAGACGUGGUUUUAAUCGUUUGCAAGCAUGUAUUAAGUCCCGUGAAAAUACAUUAAAUUAUAAACAAAAACGAGAUCGUAUCAUAAAAUUGCAAGCACAUUGUCGUGGUAACGUCUUUCGUAGACAUUUUAAUAAUAUUUUGCCAAAGUAUAGUCAACAAUUGAAAGAAAUAAGAGUGCAAAGGGCAUUAGAUGAACAAGAACUUAAAAAAUCGGGAAAAUCAAAUUGGAAAAACGAAGCUGAUAUUAUUUACCAAAAACGUUUAAUGGAAUUAAAUAAACAAAUUACAACAUUAAUAACAACAAAUAAAGAAAGUGCAAGACGAAGUCAAAAAGGUGAUAAUUCAGUGAUAACAUCUGAGGAUCAUGGAAGAGUUGUCGAUAGAGCAUUUGAAUUUUUGGAAAAUGAAUCAGAAAGUAGAAAACGCGACACCUUGACGGAACCAUAUCAUGCUAUUUCUAAAGAUGGUACAAUAAGAUUACCGAAAAGGCAAAUUAUUAUAGAAGAUUUAAGUGAAUAUAGUUUUGCUAAAUUUGCAGCGAUAUAUUUCAACACGGAUGUGUCAUUUCACUAUAGUAAAAAACCAUUGAAAAAUUCUCUAUUAGAUCACAAUAUACCGGUUGAUGUUAUAUCAGCACAGGCAAUAUGGAUAACUCUAUUAAGAUUUAUGGGUGACAUGGCUGAAGCAAAAUAUGAUUUUGAUGAUGAUCAAGAAGAAGAAGAUGUUGAUGAUGAAAUUGAUGUUUAUGAAAAGAAAUCAAAAGCAUUAAAAAAAUCAAAACCAUCUAUUAUGCACCGUUUAACUGUAAAUUUAAGUAAAAAUCAAGUUUCUAGUAAAGAUUAUUUAGAUGCUUUGAGUUCCAUUACUGAUAAUGAAACUGGCCAUCAACGUUUAAUUAGAAAAACUUUAAAAAGAAAAACGAAAUUACCAGAUAUUUUACGAAAAGCAUUAGAUAAUAGCGAAGAAAUAGAAUAUUAUCAUCAAUGGUUAGAACAGAGAAGUUCAAAUUUACAAAAAACUCAUUUUAUCAUUGGACACGGUAUUUUAAAACCACAAUUAAGGGAUGAAAUUUAUUGUCAAAUUUGUAAACAAUUAACAAACAACCCAUAUCAAACAUCAUUUGCAAGAGGUUGGGUUUUACUUUCAUUAUGUUUGGGGAGUUUUCCACCAUCAUCUCGUUUCGAAAAAUAUUUACGUCGUUUUAUUCAAUGUGGUCCGGAAUUAUACUCUCCUUAUUGUGAAAAUUUAUUAGAAAGAACUUUAUUGAAUGGUACUCGGACUCAACCUCCAUCAUAUUUGGAAUUACGAGCAAAUCGUAAUAAAGAUGUUGUUACAUUAAACGUAUUUUUAAUGGAUGGUUCAAUAAAAAAAAUACAAGUGGAUUCAGCAUCUACUGCUAAAGAAGCUAUCACUCAGAUCGCUAAUAAUGUAGGGAUUUUAGAUCAUUUUGGUUUUUCAAUAUUUGUAACAUCAUUUGAUAAAGUUUUAUCAUUGGGUGGUGGACGAGAACAUAUUAUGGAUGCGAUCUCUAAUUGUGAACAAUAUGCAAAGGAACGUGGUGUUAGUGAACGAAAAACUGUUUGUAAAUUGUAUUUAAGAAAAGAAAUUUUCUCACCCUGGUAUAAUCCAUCUAUAGAUCAAAUUGCAACAAAUUUAAUAUAUAAACAAAUUGUCCGUGGAAUAAAUUUUGGUGAAUAUCGUUGUAAAAAUGAAAAAGAUUUGGCUAUGAUAUGUGCUUUACAAUAUUAUGCUGACCAUGGACAUGUGCUGAAUCCAAAGAUUUUAUUAGAAUGUUUACCAGAAUAUUUACCAAAGGAUUUAUUAAAAUCGGGAGAUAAAGCAUUAAAAAAUUGGGAACGUAUUAUUACUGAAGCUUUUAAUAGAAACGAUUAUGUAAAGAAUAAAAUUCCACAAAGCAAUGCUAAGGAAGAUAUUGUAGUAUUUGCCCAGCUUAAUUGGCCAAUGUUAUUCUCAAGAUUUUUUGAAACUGUCAGAGUAUCUGGAGCACAAUUAAUAACUGAUAAUAUUAUAAUUGCUGUAAAUUCUGUUGGUAUAUUUUUGAUUGAUGAAAGUGAACAAGUUCAGGCUGAAUAUUCAUAUCCUGAAAUUGUUGCAGUGAAUCUUCAAGAAUCAGAUGCAAUUGACUCAAAUAUUACAAUAAAUGAAUUUUCCAUAGAAACAAUCCAAAAAGAGAAUUAUACAUUUAAAUGUUUUGAAGCGAAAGAUAUUUCAGAAUUAAUUUCAUCAAUUCUUGAGAAUUUAAAAGCCCGCUCAAUAUAUGCUGUAGCUACAAAUGAUUAUUUAAACAGUUCGGAGAAAUCUGAUGAAUAUUUAAAUUUUCACAAGGGUGAUUUCAUAAAGUUCUCUAAAGGCAUAAAUGGUACGGAAAUAAUGAAAGCACCACCAUCUUCAUGGUUUAAAGGUGAAUGUAAUGGAAAACAAGGUUUAUUUGCUGCUGAUAUGAUCUAUAUUUUACCAACUAUAAUGGUGCCAACGGAAAGCAUAUUAAAGAUAUUUAGAGAAGGAUCAAUUGUUACGUCUAAAAGAAAUCUUAAAGCUAAAUAUAACACGUUACAACGUCAAAAAAUGUAUACAUUACGUAAAUUUGCUGAAUUCCAUUUCCGAGCAAAUAUAGGAUCUAAAUAUAAUUCUCAAUCAAUGCGUGCUAUUAGGGAAAAAAAUGAAACUUUAUGGAAGCAUUCGCGAGACAUAAUUCGGGCUCCUUUACUAAAGAAACUUCAGAAGGAAACGAAACUUUUUGAAAUUGCUGUUGGAAUAUUUAGUUACAUUUUAAAGUAUAUGGGUGAAACUGGACGUGCAAUGGUUUCUGUUAAUACCGAUCAUAUCUUUAAAGAACCAUUAGCUAAUGAAGAUUUACGAGAUGAAGUUUAUUGUCAAAUAAUGAAACAAUUAACAGAAAAUAAUAUAUUUUACAGUGAAGAACGGGCAUGGGAUUUAAUGUGGUUAGCAACUGGUAUUAUGACACCUGGAACAUUAGUUCUAAAAGAAUUAACUGAAUUUCUAAGAACACGUACUCAUCCUAUUGCUUUAGAAUCAUUAAAACGUGUACGUAAAACUUUAUCUGUUGGUCAACGAAAAUAUCCACCAUAUAUCGUAGAAGUUGAAGCAAUACAAAAUCGCAGUGAACAUAUAUAUCAUAAAAUAUAUUUUCCAGAUGAUACAGAUCAAGCAUUCGAAAUACAAUCAUCAACUCGUGCUUCCGAUUUAAUGGCUGAUAUAGCAAAAAGAAUGAGUUUAAAAUCAACUGAAGGUUUUAGUUUAUUCAUAAAAAUAUCUGACAAAGCAUUUUCUAUACCAGAAGAUGAAUUUAUAUUUGAUUUCUUAGUUGAAAUAAAAAAGUGGGUAAAAGAUACAAUGCCUUCACGUUCUGGUGAUUCAAAUUUACAUUUUAAAUAUCAAAUAUAUUUUAUGAGAAAAUUGUGGAUUAAUAUACAAAUUGGUCGUGAUGCUAUCGCUGAUUUAAUUUUUCAUUUUUAUCAAGAAUUACCGAAAUAUUUAAUGGGAUAUUAUAAAAUUAAUAAAGAAGAAGCAGCAAAACUUGGUGCUUUAAUAUAUUUAAUUAAGUUUGGUACUAAUUUCCAAGCAGGACAGAAAACGCAAGAUAUUUUAUCUAAAUUGAUUCCGGAAGAUAUUGCUUAUUUACAAAAGCCAGAUGAUUGGAAAAGAGUUAUAAUAAAAGAAUUAAAUUGCAUAAAUCAUUUGAAUGAGGUCGAAGCAAAAAAUAAAUUUUUAAAAGAAAUUUCACAUCAAGAAACUUUUGGAUCAACUUUCUUCGUUGUUAAACAAACAAAUGAUGCUUCUUUGCCCGAAGCAAUUUUAAUAGCAAUUAAUCGAAACGGAUUUACCAUUAUUGAUCCUAGAUCAAAAGAAAUGUUGGCAUCCUAUGGUUAUCAAGAUUUAAAUUUUUGGAGCUCUGGAAAUACAUUCUUUCAUAUACGUUUUGGCAAUAUGAUCGGUGCUUCAAAAUUACUUUGUACAACCACUUUAGGAUAUAAAAUUGACAAUUUGUUAACAUCUUAUAUAAAUUACUUG
Condylostylus longicornis is the source of this 6576-nucleotide messenger RNA. RefSeq names its product myosin-VIIa-like. Gene Ontology annotation, molecular function: protein binding; cytoskeletal motor activity; ATP binding. The transcript has 17 exons. The annotation marks the transcript as partial. The record is from RefSeq and is a predicted model, not a curated record. Gene Ontology annotation, cellular component: cytoskeleton; myosin complex. NCBI's taxonomy places the organism in Eukaryota, Metazoa, Arthropoda, Insecta, Diptera, Dolichopodidae.